GAGACGCUUCAUGACUAGGUAUCCCAUGAGGGCCAUGACCAGGCUGACCGGCUGCCGGCCGCAGAGGUAUAGGCGAGCACAUCGCAUCAAGCGGUCUUCUGUUCACGGCAGAGGAUCGCGUCGAAAGUGGUCAUGCGAUUACUGCAUCCCCAUGGAGAGAGAUCAGUACAAGAUCAAUCGGACUUUCAUCCAGUUCUCCUCCCUGUCACUGUUGGUGCUGUCCCUGUCCAUCAUCGUCUACUUACUUAGUGCGCGAGGUCCACAACAAGCGAAGAAUGCUACUUCGUCAGUGACGGGUGAGCUAGUUCUCUGCAUCGACUCCUGCCACGGUGCCUACCGAGACACGGCGCUAGUGCGGCGAGGACCACCAGGUUCGACCGACGCGAAGGACGUGCUAGCCGCGAUGUACCGUCUUCCCCAGAUGCUCUCUUAUCCGCGAGAGUACCGGAAAUGGCCCGUGCAACCGUUCGACGGCCCCUUCGUCGCGCUGGUGUCCACGCGCCCUCAGAACGCAGCCCGGCGAGCGUUUAUCCGCAGGAGAUUGGCGGCGCCGUCCCUCUACCCGCCCGGAUCGUUCAGGCUCAUAUUCUUCGUGGUGGAGCCGAAGCCCGCAGUCUACAGUAGCUGGGCUCUCAGGAAGGCGCUGCUGAACGAAUCCGACAAGUACCAGGACAUGUCGAUCGAGGGCCGCGCUCUGUCUUCGAUGCGUGCCAUGAUGCUGGAGUGGGCGCCCGUGUUCGCCAACGCCCCGCGUCUAGUGCUAUGGGCGCGCGACGACGCGGAGUUCGAUUCUCGCACUCUUCUGGACAGGAUGGAACGCCUCGCCCAGACUCCAGGCGACGUCUUCGGCCGCGUAUCUACGUCCGCCAACCUUGACGUCGCAUUGAACAAGGGCGAAAAUAACAGAGACUCUCCGUGGGAUCGGCUUGAGCAGUGCGCCUACUUCCUCAAGAUGGCGGCCCUAGUGCGGCUGAGCAGCGUCUACGAGGACGUUCCUCGCGGAUCGAACGGGAGCGAGGAAUUCGAACUUGUGACGCCAUCUCUCGCCGCUCGUGCGAACCUGAGCCUUGUGGCCAUCGACGAUCCCUCUCACUGCGCACCUCCCGGAAGAAUUGUCCAGCAGACGUCGGGCCAGCCGAGCGGGCGCAAAUCGUCUGUUGGACGAUUCUUUGCGAGCCAUUUAUGAAUGAACGCAA
Messenger RNA from Dermacentor silvarum, 1196 nucleotides. RefSeq lists its product as uncharacterized. The transcript is spliced from 5 exons. Bases 11 to 1186 code for a protein of 391 amino acids. Lineage: Eukaryota; Metazoa; Arthropoda; Arachnida; Ixodida; Ixodidae. The record is from RefSeq and is a predicted model, not a curated record.